Messenger RNA from Neolamprologus brichardi, 900 nucleotides. The record is from RefSeq and is a predicted model, not a curated record. NCBI's taxonomy places the organism in Eukaryota, Metazoa, Chordata, Actinopteri, Cichliformes, Cichlidae.
AUGCAUAACCCGGGACCACCACCUGCACCUCGGCUCGCAGGACGGACGCUCCUCGGAAGCUUUAACGCCGACGGAGCUUUUCCAGAAGGAACCCCGGCGAUCAGCACACAGCGCCCCCUGCGGUCAGGGGCGGUACUGCAUGUGAGCGCUCAGCCAGAGCUGAGAGGACUCCCCGCGCUGCUGCACGAGGGCACACAGCCAGCCCACGCUGCAGUCACGGACCAGUGUUCACAACAGCACGAGAAACACCGUGGAGUGGAAACCAUGCAUCCACGGGUGAUGCUGAUGUCAGGGGGCAGUGACACGAGCUGUAGAUAUGAAACUACCAGCAGCACAGAGAGCGUUCAGCAGCUGGAAGCUCUCGUCCUGCUAACAGCGGUGUUGCAUGACUGUUCUUCUCCUGUCUGUAGCCCAGCUCCAUCCCACGCUCCAGCUCCUGUUCAUGCACCUCCGGCCUCGCUGGCCCCAGCUCCUGCUCAGUCCCAGGGUCCAGGACUCAUGGCCCAGAUGGCUACCACAGCUGCAGGGGUGGCUGUCGGCUCAGCUGUGGGCCACGUGGUUGGCAGCGCCCUCACGGGAGCAUUCGGUGGGGGCAGCAGCAGCAGUCCAGAACCAGCCAAAGCUACAUCCCAGGAGCCCCCCCGGUCUGCCCCAGCCCAGCCCGGCCCCUGUCACUUUGAAGUCAAACAGUUUCUGGAUUGUGCCACCAACCACACAGACCUCGCUCUCUGUGAGGGCUUCAACGAGGCGCUCAAACAGUGCAAGUUCUCCCACGGUGAGUCUGGUAGAGGCGGCGUGGAGCCUCAUACUGCAGCUCAGAGCACGCCACGAAAACCUGCAGCAACCGGCAGUCACAUGAUCAGUGGGGGUGGGCAGUCAACAAACAUUCAGAACCUCUAA